Pseudoliparis swirei is the source of this 2464-nucleotide messenger RNA. RefSeq names its product protein AATF-like. Gene Ontology annotation, biological process: regulation of transcription by RNA polymerase II. NCBI's taxonomy places the organism in Eukaryota, Metazoa, Chordata, Actinopteri, Perciformes, Liparidae. Gene Ontology annotation, cellular component: nucleolus; nucleus. The record is from RefSeq and is a predicted model, not a curated record.
CAUUACUGACGUCAUAACUUUCUUCACCAAGAAACGACCCGGACACGUGUGGUGGUUGUCAUCAAUUUGUAGCCAUGGCAGGCUCUUUUUCUCUCGAUCUUGAGGAUUUGUUGAAUCCUUUGCCUAAAUUUGCUGAUCCGGAGGAUGACCACGACGAGACGACCAAAGCCAAAGUGGUAGAAAGAUUCAAUGAGGACGAGGAUGAAGAUGCGGUCGGCCUCAGUGCCCUGCGGAAGCACAACACAUCCCUGCUCUCAGAAACGGACAUACGGUAUGUGGGGAAGACAGUCUCUCGUAAACAGCUGCUGAUAGAUAUUGAGGCAUCUGGUGAGGAGGAGGAGGAGGAGGAUGAUGAUGAGGGGGAGGAGGCGGACGACAGCGUAGAAGCGCUAGAAGAAGAAACUUUGGGGGAUGAGGGCGAUGAUGAUGAUGAAGAAGAAGAAGAACAUAAUUUAGAAGAUGAGGUGUUGGUGGGCAGUGAUGCUAAACUGACGUCCAAGCCAAAGGGUGGAGACAUGAUCCUUCCUCAGGGAGUGGACUUCCACAAACUAACAGAUGGUAUGGAUGACCUUGGUGUGAGUGAAGAAGAUGAUGAUGAUGAUGAUGGGGAGGAGGAGAGCGAAGACGACGACAACGAAGACAGCGUGGAUGAGGAAGGGGUCCGCACAUUUUCUCAAGUAAAAGUAGACGAGGAGGUUGAGAAAGGGAAGGCUGUGAAGCAACAGCUGGCCCUGUGGGACCAUCUGCUCGAGGGUCGAAUCAAAAUCCAGAAAGUGCUGGUGAAUGCCAACCAGCUUCCACAGACGCCGACCUUCCCCGAGUUCAAGAGGAGGGGUGGAGCUGAACUUGCGGGGGAGCUUAAGAACACCCACAAAGCUCUGAAAGCCCUUCAGAGAUCCCUGCUGGCGCUGCACGAUCAGCUGCUGUACCAGAAUGCAGACACACGAGCCAUCGCUCUGGGGGAGGCCGAAGCUCAGGAUGAGGAUGAGGAGAUAAACAGUGACGAGAUGGAGGACGAAGAGGUGCCCGCACGGGCCGGUGGGGCGCCCAAACGGAAGCUGGAGAUGGCCGAGUAUCCGGACUUCAUGGCCAAGCGCUUUGCCGCUUUCCAGCCUUACCGCGACGCCACGCUGCAAAAGUGGCACGACAAAACCAGACUGAUUAUGGGAAAAGGCAGCAAGGGUUUCGGGGCGUUCGACCGGAACAUAUUGACCCAGGUGGAGCAGGUGCUGAUGGACAAAGAGAGGCUGGUGCGGCGCACCCAGACCCGGCGCUCCGAAUACAGGGUCCUGGGGAAGAAGGAGGGCGCUACUCUCGCGCCGGAAACCGUGCCCGAAGGCGGAGAGGAGCUGGAGCGACACCUGAAGGCCAACACGCAUCUAAAUGAUCUGGACGAGAACAUAUUGGGCGACGAUUUCUACCACCAGCUGCUCAGAGAGCUGAUUGAGCGCAGGACGAGGGCGGACCCCAAUGACCAGGUCGCCAUGGGCAGGCAGUGGCUGGCCAUCCAGAAGCUGCGCAGCAAGAUCAAGAAGAAGGUCGACACCAAAGCCAGCAAGGGGCGCAAGGUCCGAUUCCACAUCCACAGCAAGCUGGUCAAUUUCAUGGCUCCUGUCGACCACAGCUCGGUGAGUGACGAGGCUCGCAGCGAGGUGUACCGUGGCCUCUUUGGUCAGAACGCCGCAGCCAGGGAGUGAUGUGUCCAAGUGAGGAGCACAUACCGAAGUGCCAGGAUGUAAAACGAAGCAGUGCCUUUUUUUCACAAACUUCAGCUGAUGCUGAGCAGCAAUUGUCCACGGGACAGAGACCCGGGCCUGCUCUGUGUGUGAAUGCAUGAUGAGUUCAGUAGAUUUGAAGAAAUAUAAGAAUGUAUCAAUGUUUCCUCUGUCACCAAGUUUCCUAUGAAUCAAGUAAAAUAUCUACAAUUUAUACCUCUUUUUUUCCUUUUUAUAAAUAGUGAACUGUCCUAAUGUAUAUUCUGUGCCACAAAUCCAUACAACAUAGAAACUGUAUACUUGUAAUUUACUGUUUUUCCAGUUGGCGUACAAUAAAUCAACACGCUUCACAGCUUUGUGCGUACAGAGAAUGAUACCGUAUUUGCAUCCUAAAACUGCAUUUUUCAGAUAAACAAAUUUCCAAAAAAGCAAAAUAAUUUUCUAAAAUUGUGAGAUGUUUCACAACACAUAAACAAAUAAAACACAUUCCAGUUGUCGGCAGCUCUUUUUUUCCAAUGCAUCGUUGUGGAAUAAUGUGACCAAAAAGGUGCCUGGUCAACAUAUUUGAAUGAAAUCUUUCCAUUUAAAAAAAAUUGCUUUUUAUUCUCAACAUAAAGUUCUAAAUGUUACUUUGCCACACAGAAAUAAAACUGGUGGUGAAACAAUGAGAUGUUUCUGUGCAUUUAUGUUGGCUAACGAGAAGUCAAAUUUAAAUAUUGAUUCAAUAAAGUUACUGCAUUGGCCUUUUC